This is a messenger RNA of Filobasidium floriforme, 1431 nucleotides long. RefSeq lists its product as uncharacterized. The annotation marks the transcript as partial. The transcript is spliced from 9 exons. Gene Ontology annotation, molecular function: 23S rRNA (adenine(1618)-N(6))-methyltransferase activity. The record is from RefSeq and is a predicted model, not a curated record. Gene Ontology annotation, biological process: rRNA base methylation. Lineage: Eukaryota; Fungi; Basidiomycota; Tremellomycetes; Filobasidiales; Filobasidiaceae. Gene Ontology annotation, cellular component: nucleus.
AAUCCAUACCAUACCCGCCCUCCGGAUUUCAAACGACUAGGAGAACGAUUUGAAACGUUCAAGCCAUUUGUCCGAUAUCACCCGAAUGGCCAAUCUUACAUCGACUUCAAGAAUCCCGCGGCUUUGAGGGAGUUAACGAGGUGCUUGUUGCGGCAAGAUUUUGACUUGAAAGUCAUCUUGCCAGAAGAUAGAUUGUGCCCAACGGUCCGUCCCCUAGACUAUGUUUGUCUUCUAUCUCAAAUCUUCGCACACUUAAGGAAGCGCGAUCUCGUGCCUAAAGAGCAUCGUUUGAAAGUCCUCGAUAUUGGGACUGGAGCGACCCCGAUCUACGCUCUUCUGAUGGCACGGUUACACCCUGAUUCGACAGUCUGGGCGACUGAUAUCAAUAGUGAAUCGCUACAGUAUGCUCAGGAAACGAUUGAUCUCAAUCUCGAUCUUGCACAGCGGAUCAAUCUCUGCAAGGUAGAUCCUGCCGGCGAGAUCUUGCUGCCGGUCUCACAGACUGCUCAGAGAGGCCCGCCCAAUUUUACGUUUACGCUAUGUAAUCCACCUUUCUACACUUCACGAGAGGAAAUAGCAGCAGCGUCGGACAUUAAGAUCGAGAGCGGGCACGCAGCACCCACUGCUGCGGAAAACGAGUUGAUCACUCCGGGAGGUGAAGUGAUGUUUGUCUGCAAGAUGAUUCAAGAGAGUUUGAGCAGGAGAAAGGGAUCCCUUUGGUACACGAGCUUAUUAGGCAAGGCGUCUUCGAUCGCACCGGUGCGUGCCAAACUGCUGGAGAACAAAAUCAGCAACUAUUUCAUAUCGAGCAUUCGGCAGUCUCGUACGGCAAGGUGGAUUGUUGGAUGGAGCUUUACAGAUCAACGCCUGCCCGAUAGCUUGACAAGAGUUAGCUCUCCAGCGACCGUCAAAUAUCUACCGCUGCCCAACAGCUUCCAACUCAACCCGUCGACGAACUCUUUAUCGUUGUUAAAGCAGCAUCUCACCGAAAUCCUGACGGAUAUCGGUCUAUCUCAAGGCCCAGUAACCGACACCGAGGACUGGCACAAGCACCCUGAUUUGGAUCAGUAUACUUUGCUCCUCCGGCCAACAGUUCAGUCAUGGUCGCGCAGUGCUCGACGGAAAGCUGGACGGACUAGCGCUGGUACCGAUAGCUCCGCCGGGACAGAACCACUUUUCACUGGACGACUUGAGAUUUGUCUGCACGUGCAGGAUCGGUCAACGGAAAAGAGACGCGAAGCUUCCCCGACUCGAGGGUCGCGCAGCGAACAACUAGCCCAAACGCACAUGUCUUUCCAUUGGGCUCAGGGUCGGUCCAGGCUAAGUGUUGAAACCUUCUGGGCAUAUGUUGUGAGGAAGCUGCAGGAGCGCUUAGUGGGGUCAUCGACAAGAACUUCUCCUUGUAGCGAUCGGAAUAUCACACGGAUGUAG